GCAUCGACCCGACAGCUCCCCGACAGCUCCCCGCAUCGACCGAGCUAUGGCAAAGCCCAAGGGACAGUCCAAGGGACAGCACGCUGCCGUUUCCAAACGGCCUGGUGGCGGCGUCAAGCCCACCAAAUCCCAUUCUGCACACUCCAAGCCCAAAUCCAAACCGAGAUCUAAGCCUGGCGCAAAGUCAAAGUCCGGCAAAUGGGACGUCUACGAGGCCUCGAGCGGCGAAGAGGACGACGGCCAGCCGCGGACCAAGAACUCCAGAAGCAGGCUGGAGAAGCGGCGAAAUCUCGAUGACGUUGAGGACAUCAACCUCGACGUUGACCAAAUCGACUCGGAGGAUGACGAGGAAAUCAGCGAGGACGAGGCCUUUGGAAGCAGCGAUGAAGAAAAGUACGGGAGCUACUUUGCCCCCUCCAAGUCUGCCAAGAAGAAGAAGAGUGUGCAACAGGAGCUUACUCUCGACGAGGAUGAGCCCAUGGGAGAUGAGAGCGGCGGAGAACAGGCGCCUGGUGAUAGCGACGGCGACAGCAUCGAGGACGAAGAAUUCGACGAAGAGACCAUGAUGAACCUUUCCGAUAUGCUGGGCCCCUCGACCGCUCCCGUCCGGCCACCCACCGCGAGCUCCAAGCUCAAGGAGCAAAUCGACCUGCUGCUCCCGAGUCGGCACCGCGCUGGUGAGGACGAUGAGGACGAGGGCCUGGACGAUAUCGAUGGGCUGGACGAGGACGAAGAUGGCGAGGAUGAGGAUGAAGAUGAUCACGAUGAGGAUGAUCUCGAUGAGGACGAUGACUUCGAUGAUGAUGAAGUGGACGACGAGGAAGAGGCCGAGCGCUCGCGGAGAUCCAAGCGGCAGAAGCAGCUUGAGAAGGACUCGAGCAUUGCCGACGAGCUUGGCGAGUUUGUCAACAAGCUCGGAAAGCACACCGUGCUCCCCACAAAGAAACGGCACAUGUCCGAGAUCACCGAGGCCUUUGAGGAGUCCGAGUACGCCAUCAGCACCAGGGACAGCGCCGCAGAUCUGGACUCUGGCUCUGCCAAAGCCAACCAGAAGCUCAACUUUGCCGAUAUGGUCGGCGUCCUGCAAGAUACCACGGAUUUUGGUGGCUUGAAGAAGCAGAUCGAACAGCUGGAGACGCCCGUUGCUGUCCGAGACUCGCUGCACAAGGCUGCCACCCAGCAGGCUGCUGUCGUGUCGGCACCGCUGCCCAAGCGAGUCCAGGACCGCCUCACUCGCGAGGCUGCGUUUGCAGAGACCAAGAAGGACAUUUCCAAGUGGACCCCGAUCAUCAAGAAGAAUCGGGAGGCCACCCAUCUGCAGUUCCCCAUGAAUGAGCCUCCUGCACCUGGCGUAUCCAGCAGUGGCCUUGUCAGCAAGUUUACGCCCGAGACCGAGAUGGAGAAGGAAAUCCAUCAAAUCCUGGAGGAGUCGCAGUUGGUUGAGAAAAAACAAAAGGCCUUUGAGGAUAUGGAGCUCAACAAGGUCUCCAAGGAGGAGCUCAUGGCCCGCCGCGCGGAGCUGUCCAAGAUGAGAAGCCUUUUGUUCUUUGAGGAACAAAAAGCCAAGCGUCUUGCCAAGAUCAAGAGCAAGACCUACCGCAAGAUCCUCAAGAAGGACAAGCUGAAGAAGCAGAUGAUGUCGAUUGAGGAGCUGCACAAGCUGGAUCCGCAGCUGGCAGCGGCCGAGCUUGAGAAGCUCGAAGCUGCCCGUGCCAAGGAACGUGUCAGCAUGCGCCAUAAGAACACGGGCAAAUGGGCAAAGUACAUGCUCUCCUGGAACGAUGUCGAUGGCGAAACCCGCCAAGCCUUGAACGAGCAGCUCAACAAGCACGAGGAUCUCCGUAAGCGCAUCACGGGCAUUGACUCGGAUGAUUCGGACGCCUCGGAUAUCGCAGAGGACGACGACGACGCAGAAGGGUCCUUUGAGGACCGCGCCAAGGGCAGUGCUCUCGCUCGACUUGACCAACUGGAAAACGAGGUUGAGGACGCCGAGGCCCCCAAGAAGGGUGUCUUUGCCAUGAAGUUUAUGCAGCGCAACGUCGAGCAGCAGAAGCAAGAGGUUCAGCGCAAGAUCGAUCGCCUGCGUGCCGACAUUGAAAGCGGUCGGUUCGAGAAUGAAGACGAAGAUGGCGAUCUCGACUCGGACGAUCGUGACUACGAGCUCGACAGCGACGAUGAGCGAGCGCGCAGCGAGAAGCGAAAGGAUAAUGCCGCUGGCAAGAUCGCCGCCGACGAUGCUGGCCGAAAGACUGUCGCAGGAAAUGCCGGCAGACUUUCGUAUGGUGUGCAAACCAAGUCGCGCUCGGGGCUGGAAAUUAUGAACGACGACGAUGAAAACGAAUUCACCUUUGAUUCGAGCGGCCUGGUCGCUGGAGAAGGCCAUUCACAGAUCAAGCUGUCGGGCCCGGUCUCCAUUGAAGCCAAGGCAAUUGCGCAGAAGCCAAUCUUUGAAGUCGAUACCUUUGAAACCGAGGGUUUCUCGUUUGUGGGCCAGGCGAAUAAGGCCAAGUUCGAGGCGCCCGUCACGAGCCUGCCCACCAAGGGCAAGGGCAGUCCACCCGAGCCCGUCGUGCUCGCGAAACCAGCAUCGCAGAAAAAGUCCAAGCGCCUGCACGACCAGCUGGCCAAGACCGCCAGCCCCGCCGAGACGGCUCAGAGCGACGCUGUUUCUCGCACAAGCGCACCUUCUCGAUCUGGCGAGCAAGACCAAUCGGUAUCGGACGUGAAUCCCUGGCUUGCCUCAGACUCCAAGGCCAUUCAGAAGAGCACCAAAGUCGCCAAGAUCGACAAGAACACAGAUCGUGCUGUCAAGGCUCUGGACAAGUUCUCCAAGGAGAAGAAGAAGGGCCAGCGGGAUGCUGUCGAGGCACUUGAAGCCAGUCUCGAGAUCGAUAUCAGCGGCCUGAAAGCCCUGGAAAGCACCUCAAAGAAGGGAUCUGCUGCCAGUCCCUCCUUCGGGACCGGCCCGGCACACACUGGCGAUCACGCUGCAGCCGACGCCGACGACCUCGCUGACGGCGAUGCUGACACAGAUGAGCCUGUUGAUGCCGGAUCGGCUGGUCGGACGGCUGCAGACGCAUCCAAGCGGAAGCGGAAACACCGGAAGGGUGGAAAGAAGGCUGCCACGGAGCAGUCUACCGACAGAUCCGGUACCCUCGACAGCGACGAUGAUGAUGGGGACCACCAAGCUGACGCCGAGCAGUUGGAAAUGGUGCACUCCAGCGACGCCUCCAGGCUCAGCCAGCAUCAGAUCAUGCAGAUGGCGUUUGCCAACGACGACGUGAUGGCCGAGGAGUUUGAGGACGAGAAACGCCGCUUCAUUGACCGCGAUGCGCCCAAGGACGUCGAUUUGACCCUUCCUGGCUGGGGAUCCUGGGGCGGCGAGGGUUUGAAGCGGAAACGCAAUGUUGUGGUGCAGAAAGCCCGGCCCGGCACCGGCGUCGACCCGUCCACGCGCAAGGACUCCAAGCUCAAGCAUGUCAUCCUGAACGAGAAGCGCAACAAGAAGUCCCUCAAGCUGAUGGCCUCCGAGGUCCCGCACGGCUUCGGCAACCGCGACCAGUACGAAAACGCAAUGCGGCUGCCGCUUGGCCCAGAGUGGAACGCCCAGAGCUCGCACCUGGAUCUCAUCCGGCCAAGGAUCCAGACCAAAGCUGGCGCCGUCAUCCAUCCGCUGGAUUUCAAGCCGGCCUCCAAGAACAAAUCGUCCAAAGCAAAGUAGACGAGCGGAUUGCAUUCUCGGAGCCCCUGUCGGCGCCUGCUUCUUUCCUGUCCGCCCCUCACCUUCAAUGGCGCUUUGCUUUCUCCACGGCGAAACUCGCUCUGCCCUCAUCCCACCAUCCUUGCGCCUCCCUGUCUCCGAAUGCAAUCGCGGUUACAUCGCCAGUGUGGGUAACCCCAACACGACAUUCAUCACUUGACUCCCG
Messenger RNA from Polychytrium aggregatum, 3926 nucleotides. RefSeq names its product Utp14 protein-domain-containing protein. Gene Ontology annotation, biological process: rRNA processing. The record is from RefSeq and is a predicted model, not a curated record. Lineage: Eukaryota; Fungi; Chytridiomycota; Chytridiomycetes; Polychytriales. The coding region runs from base 47 to 3721 and encodes 1224 amino acids. The transcript has 10 exons. Gene Ontology annotation, cellular component: small-subunit processome; nucleolus.